This is a messenger RNA of Dioszegia hungarica, 2742 nucleotides long. RefSeq lists its product as uncharacterized. NCBI's taxonomy places the organism in Eukaryota, Fungi, Basidiomycota, Tremellomycetes, Tremellales, Bulleribasidiaceae. The transcript is spliced from 5 exons. The record is from RefSeq and is a predicted model, not a curated record. Bases 1 to 2742 code for a protein of 913 amino acids.
AUGCUCCACUCCCUCUUCACCCUCGCCACUUUCUCUUCCCUCCUCUCUGCCGUCUCUGCGCUGGACGCAUGGCAUCUGGAUGAGGUUGCUAUCCUCGCCAAUGAGCAGCUCGACCCGGUCGUCAACCCCAACGCCCAGAGCAGCCAUAUGCACAAGAUCAUCGGCGGAUCGGGUAUGGGCGCCAGCUACAACUAUGCCACCUACUCCAAGGCAAAGUGUACGAGUCUCAAGUUGUCCGUGGACAAGUCUAAUUACUGGAUGCCUAACCUGUACAUCAAGGUUCCGUCAACCGGCAAAUACACCUCCGUCCCCGUCAAUGCUCGGUUCUACUACUUCCUCGGUCGUAACUCUCAAUCGGAGCCGGUCCAGGCCUUCCCAGAGGGUCUGCGCAUGCUCACCGGGAACCCGAUGGCCAAGUCAAAGACUGCCGAAGCAGAGUUCUACUGCCAAAUCAAGGGCGAUUUCUCGGACUCGCUCGAGGCCGACAACUUCAACUUCAAUCGGGACUGUCCCCUCGGGAUGAAGACGGAUACUUACUUCCCUCCAUGCUGGGACGGUGUCAACCUUUACAAGGAUGACAACUCGCACAUGGCCUAUCCUCGCGGCUCGGUCAAUGCCAACGCCUGCCCCAUCUCCCACCCCGUCCGUCUCCCGGCCAUCAUGCUCGAAUACACCUUCCUCACCAGUCUUGUCGCGCCAGGCAUCCCACUUGCCGGCAAUACCUAUUGGGCGAACGGUGACUCGACCGGUUACGGUAUCCACGCGGACUUUGUCAACGGCUGGGAUCGUGCCAUUCUCAGCAAGGCUCUGGUCAGUCCGGGAUGCGCAAUCGGUACCAACGAGGCAAUUCCCAUCACUGAAUGUGAUGUCUUCCAGCCCUACUUUCAGAGCACGCAAGCCAUGAAGGAUUGCAAGCCGGACGCGGGCAUCCUCGCCGAGCCUACCGGCAACGACGACAUGAUCGGCCUCACCGCCCUUCCCGGUUGCAACCCUCCAUGGGGCAACACGCCCAACAAGCCAACCUGCGCGUCCCCCGCCCCACAGCUCGACAUGCGCGGCCUGACCGGUACGGACGGUGCUCGGGUCGCCGCCACCAGCGCGCAAUACCAAUUCCCCGAGCCGACGACCCCGGGUUGGCAGGAGAUCAUGUGCAUCCAGGAGAGCAAGUCCAUCCAGGGCGGCGUAUCUUACGUCGACUCCAAGCUUACCCCUCAAUCCUGUCAGGCAUCCUGCCUCAAGGAGGGAUAUCUCUACGCUGCCGUCGGGCAGAUCGGAUCGGGCAACUGGAACUGCAUCUGUGGGAGCUCGCUCGACCCGGAUGCAGGGAAUGUCCCGGGCUCGUGCACCAACGCUUGCCCGGGCGACUCAUCCCAAAAGUGCGGCGGGACCUACAUCUUUUCGGUAUACAAGGCCGGACCCGGUACUACCCCCACCUAUUCCAAGACGUCGGACGGGUCCAACAUCAUGGGCUGCUACAAUCUCCCCGACGACAAGACCAAGGGUCUGCAGGCCUCGGCAACCUACACCUUCACCUCUGGCUCCAUGACUCGCGACCUCUGCAUCCAGGCAUGCAAGCAGUUUGGGGCCAAAUGGGCGUACACCAAGUCAUUCGACACGUGCGCCUGUGGGUCCGACUGGAACUACGGCCCCGGCUCAUUCGUCCCGGACAGCUACUGCCCGAUCAAGUGCAACGGCAACAGCGGGCAGAUAUGCGGUGACUACUACCGGGCGAUCGUCUACGACAUCUCCAACUCCAACAGCGGGUCCACUCCGGUCGCCAAGCCAGAGGGAAUGCAGGGAUGCUACACCUCGGGCAACUUUGCCAAGAACAACGGGUUCUUCUACAACUCGGACCAGAUGACCACCAGUCUCUGUCGGCGGAGCUGCAGAGCGCGCGGUUUCGGUUACGCCGGUCUCGGGGCUGGACAACAGUGUUACUGUUCGGCCAAUGCUCCGGCAUCUACGGACCUCGUUGCCGACGCCAUCUGCAAUGUGGCGUGUUCAGGCGAUUCCAAGACCACAUGCGGGUCGGAGGGUACCCGUGCGCUGUCCAUCUAUGACACCACGGGCGCGGGUGCCCAGACCCCAUCGGGCUACCCGGUCAACUACGUCGGAUGCUCGGCGGACGGAAACCCUCGGACGCUCGGAAACUACACCUUCAACAGUAACUCGCUCACUUCCACCCAAUGCAGAGACGUCUGCGGAAGUUACGGGUACACGGUAUACGGAACGCAGUACUCGUUCCAGUGCUACUGUGGUGUGGAUUUGGGACCUAGGGGAUUGUUGCCGGACUCGGUGUGUAACACUGGAUGUGGAGGAAACAGUAACGAAAGAUGCGGAGCGGCGUACAUCCUUUCUAUCUACUCGGCAUCUACAACUUCCUCACCCGCCGCUUCUGCCUCCUCGGGCGCGGAUGCUACUGGCUGCUAUACCUCGUCCACCGAGGGUAUCGCCCAGGUGCUCAUCACCUCAACUGCCAUGACGCCCGCCACUUGUCGAUUGUGGUGUGGCGUCUCAGGAUACACCUAUUCCCUUCUCACUGCCGGUAACUCUUGCGGAUGCCGGAACAACCUCCUCACCCUGAACAAGGUCGCCGAUUCGCAGUGCGCGUCGCCAUGUUCUGGCGCAGGCAAAUCGAUGUGCGGAGGAACGUCCGCGUGGGCAUUAACGGCGUCUUUGGCAAAGAGCGGGUUCUGCGCUAGGAGUAUGCCCAGGCGGUUGGACGAGGUGGACGGUAUCUAA